Camellia sinensis is the source of this 1284-nucleotide messenger RNA. The record is from RefSeq and is a predicted model, not a curated record. Lineage: Eukaryota; Viridiplantae; Streptophyta; Magnoliopsida; Ericales; Theaceae.
AUGCCUGGGAUCAUUGGUGACUCACAAUCAGCUUUUCUGGGAGGCAGGAACAUUUUGGAUGGAGUUUUGGUUGCUAAUGUUGUAGAUAGUUGGCUUAAAUCCAGAAAAUCUGGGCUGCUGUUUAAACUGGAUUUCGAAAAGGCCUUUGAUUCUGUCAACUGGGAUUUUCUUCUCUCAAUGUUAUCAAACUUUGGGUUCGGUCCCAAAUGGAAUUCAUGGAUCAAGGAAUGCGUUUCUACUUCUAGAAUUUCAAUCCUCGUAAAUGGCUCUCCAACUAAGGAAUUUAAUCCACAAAAAGAUGAUUCUCUUUUGUUCUGUGAAGCGGAGUUCUCGGAAGUCCUCACUUUGAAAAGGAUACUCAGGUGCUUUGAAGUAGUGUCAGGUCUCAAAAUCAACUAUCAUAAGAGUGUGAUUUGCGGGGUCGGUAUCCCUGGCAAUACUCUAGAGGAGUUUGCACAUCUGUUGAAUUGCAAGACCCAUAGCUUACUACUCAAGUAUCUUGGAUUGCCGCUGGGAGCUAAUCCCAAAAGAAAGAGGAUGUGGAAACCAAUUGUAGAUAAAGUCAAAAUGAGGCUUGCUGGGUGGAAAAGGAGGUUUCUCUCCCAUGCUGGGAGGUUGACUCGGGUGAAAGCAGUGCUGUCAAGUUUGCCUUAUGAUCAAUGGUUCGGGGUUCAUUGCCUCAAAGAUGCAUUCCCCAGGCUCUUUCAACUGUCCAAUAGUAAGGAAGGACUUCUCAAGGACUUUGUGUCAACCACAUCUUCCAUUUGGGUGUUUAACUUCAGAAGAGCCCUCUUCGAAUGGGAAAAGGAUGAACUUCACAGACUCAUUACCACCUUAGCUACUCCUCCUCCCUUGAAUCUAGGAAUGGAUGACAGAGCUAUGUGGGCAGCACUUCAUCCGAGCAAGUCUUUUGUUUCCACUCUUUAUAAUCAUUCUAAUCUUGCCUUGGGUAACACUGUUCCUUCUAGUGAUUUGAUUUGGCUCAAUUAUCUACCACCUAAAAUACAAUUUUUCGGUUGGCUCGCUUGGAAAAACAAGGUUAAAACUUCUGUCUUCUUACAAAGGAUUGGCGUAUUGGAUAGAUCGGCUGCCACCUCAUGCCUCUUUUGUAACUCACAGCAGGAAACUGUCCAGCAUGUUUUGAUUCACUGCCCUUUGGUGUGGAAAGUUUGGACUGGGUUAUUACAAUGGUGGGGUAUUCUCUGGGUGGUUCCUGUCUCUGUUGAAGAUCUACUGCAGUGGUGGGCAGGGUUCAUCUGCAAGAAAAAGGAGAGGAGAAUCUAG